AUGGCUUCUGCAGCAGCAGAGGCGGAGAAGGGGUCUCCAGUUGUGGCGGGGCUGCUGGUCGUGGGCAACGUCAUUAUUCUGCUCUCAGGCCUGGCCCUGUUUGCCGAGACGGUAUGGGUGACAGCCGAUCAGUACCGUGUAUACCCACUGAUGGGCGUCUCAGGCAAGGACGACGUCUUCGCUGGCGCCUGGAUCGCCAUCUUCUGCGGCUUCUCCUUCUUCGUGGUGGCCAGCUUUGGUGUGGGCGCAGCGCUCUGCCGCCGCCGGUCUAUGAUCCUCACGUACCUGGUCCUCAUGCUCAUCAUCUACAUCUUUGAGUGUGCCUCCUGCAUCACCUCCUACACCCACCGAGACUACAUGGUGUCCAACCCAUCCCUGAUCACCAAGCAGAUGCUGACCUUCUACAGUGCAGACACGGACCAGGGCCAGGAACUGACCCGCCUUUGGGAUCGCAUCAUGAUGGAGCAAGGAUGCUGUGGCACAUCUGGUCCCAUGGACUGGGUAAACUUCACAUCAGCCUUCCGAGCAACUACUCCGGAGGUGGUGUUCCCCUGGCCCCCACUGUGCUGUCGCCGGACAGGAAACUUCAUUCCACUCAACGAAGAGGGCUGCCGCCUGGGCCACACAGACUACCUGUUCACCAAGGGCUGCUUUGAGCACAUCGGCCAUGCCAUCGACAGCUACACGUGGGGCAUCUCGUGGUUUGGAUUUGCCAUUCUGAUGUGGACGCUCCCAGUGAUGCUGAUGGCCAUGUAUUUCUACACCACGCUCUGA
Molecule: messenger RNA, 774 nt
Organism: Carlito syrichta (Philippine tarsier)
Lineage: Eukaryota; Metazoa; Chordata; Mammalia; Primates; Tarsiidae
Gene: UPK1A
Product: uroplakin 1A
Exons: 7
Coding region: 1-774 (257 amino acids)
Cellular component (GO): membrane
Source: RefSeq, a predicted model, not a curated record